ACUCAAAACUGAAAUGUCUUGCUACCACACCUGCAUUGCUCUUGUUAAUACAAAAACAUAUGUUAUGAUGAAUCACCAAAAAUUGAAAAGCAUGACUACCCUUCUUUUGAUUUUCUCCAUUUUUACUCUGCCCAGCUUUCUGACCAUUACGGAAGCAGUUUAUCUCUACCACGUCUGCUCAAACACCACCACCUUCACCCCAAACUCCACCUUCCAGUCCAACGUCAACCGCCUCCUCUCCACCCUCUCCUCCAACUCCAACCGCUCCACCGGCUUCUACAACGCCACCGUCCAAACCCCAAACAACGCCGUCUACGGCCUCUUCCUCUGCCGCGGCGACGUCGUGGGCACCGACGCUUGCGAAACCUGUGUCGCCACCGUAACCGCCGAGGCCCCAGAACGCUGCCCCAUAGAGAAACAGGUGGUGAUCUGGUACGACGACUGCAUGCUACGCUACUCCGACGAGUCAUUCUUUUCCACCUCGGCCGAAUCGCCUAGCUUGUACAUGUGGAACACGCAGAAUGCAAGUGGUAUAACGGACCAAAACCUGUUCAACAAGGUACUGGCAGCUACGGUCACCGAGGUGGCCGCUCAGACUUCCAAUAGCAGUCACAUGUUUGCGACGAAAGAAACGAGUGUUUCAGGUUUCAUUACGCUGUACGGAUUUGGGCAGUGCACGCAGGAUCUGUUGUCUGGAGAUUGCAAUUGGUGUCUUCUGGAAGCUGCAACACAAACUCCUAGAAGCAAUGCUGGGGGACGAGUUCUAAAACCCAGUUGCAAUCUUAGGUUUGAAAUUUACCCCUUCUACUCCUCCGCCCCACCGCCGCCAGCCUCCAUCAGAGAAGGGCCUAAAGUGUCGCCAGCAAAUAUUCCACCUCCGGUUCCAGAAGCAAAGAAGAGUAACAGAAAAGUAAUUAUCAUCAUCGUGGUGGUCGUGGUUUUGGUUGCUUUUGUUACCAUUCUCAGCAGCAUAUGCAUUUACUCGAGAGUCAAGAAACGAGGGUUACAACUUGAAGUUGAAGCUAAGGAUGAUACAAAGACUGUUGAGUCCUUGCAAUUCGACUUGGGAACCAUUGAAACCGCCACAAACAAGUUUUCUGAUAAUAACAAGUUAGGUGAAGGCGGAUUUGGUGUAGUUUUCAAGGGAACACUUGCUAAUGAACAAGAAAUUGCAGUGAAGAGGUUGUCAAAAAGCUCUAGACAAGGCGUCCAAGAAUUUAAGAACGAGGUUGCAUUGGUAGCCAAACUUCAACACAGAAAUCUUGUUAGGCUCCUGGGAUUUUGUUUGGAAGGAGAGGAAACCCUACUUGUUUAUGAAUAUGUGCGAAACAAAAGUCUUGAUUAUUUUCUUUUUGAAUCCAGGAAACGUGAACAGCUGGAUUGGUCAAGCCGUUGCAUGAUAAUAGGAGGAAUCACUCGAGGAAUUUUAUAUCUUCAUGAAGAUUCAAGGCAUAGAGUUAUACAUCGUGAUCUAAAAGCGAGUAACAUCCUGUUAGAUGAAAAUAUGAAUCCAAAAAUAUCAGAUUUUGGUAUGGCAAGAAUGUUUGGAGUGGAUGAUCAAACUCAAGGAAACACCAAAAGAAUUGUCGGCACCUAUGGUUACAUGGCUCCAGAGUAUGCUAUGGAGGGAUUGUAUUCAAUAAAAUCUGAUGUAUAUAGCUUCGGAGUACUUUUGCUUGAGAUCACAACGGGGAGAAAGAACUUUUUGGGUUUUCAUCCGACAAAUGGUGCACCGACUCUUAUAGGCUACGCUUGGAAAUUAUGGAAUGAAGGGAAAGUGUUGGAGUUGAUGGAUCCGUUGUUGAAAGGCUCAUGCAGUCCAAAUGAAUUCCUGAGAUACGUUCAUAUCGGAUUAUUGUGUGUUCAAGAAGAUGCAAACAACAGGCCGACCAUGUCAUCAGUUGUUCUUAUGUUGAAAAGUGAAACCAUUAGUCUUUCUAAACCUGAGCGACCAGCCUUCUUUACAGGGAGAUUUAUUGAUCAUCGUGAUCAUGUAGCAGUCAGUGCUCACAAUUGCUCGGCCAAUGGCUUGACGAUUUCUAAUGUUGUGGCUCGUUGAGCAAGAUAUGAGGACAUAUAUCAUUGGAAUCCAUUAAAUAUAUAUUUACAUGUUUUUACAACAAUCGUCACAUAAUAUUCUGGUUAAAUG
Messenger RNA from Malus domestica (apple), 2149 nucleotides. Its product is annotated as cysteine-rich receptor-like protein kinase 10. Gene Ontology annotation, molecular function: ATP binding; protein serine/threonine kinase activity. The record is from RefSeq and is a predicted model, not a curated record. Gene Ontology annotation, cellular component: plasma membrane. Gene Ontology annotation, biological process: defense response to bacterium; protein phosphorylation. NCBI's taxonomy places the organism in Eukaryota, Viridiplantae, Streptophyta, Magnoliopsida, Rosales, Rosaceae.